Labrus bergylta (ballan wrasse) is the source of this 1689-nucleotide messenger RNA. The record is from RefSeq and is a predicted model, not a curated record. Lineage: Eukaryota; Metazoa; Chordata; Actinopteri; Labriformes; Labridae.
AUGGCGCUGCAGCUGAAGACCGGGGAUGCAGCGUACUACCAGAGUGCAGAUUACUGCAGAAAUUACACUUCACCGCCUGUCAGCUACGGUGACAGCAGCCAUUAUUUUGCCCGAUUGCCAGGUCCAGAGACCAUGUUGAAGCCUCCUCUGAGUCUCUUCAGUCAUCACCAUCAGCCUUUCCAUCACAUGGACUCUCUGCACCGGCUGGGACCUCCGCCAAUGGCGCCAACGCAACCUCUCGGCCCGCCUCCCAUGUCCCCUGCUCAGGCGAUGGGACCUCCAACCUUGGUUCCCACCCAGAGUCUAUGUCCCCCACCCAUAACUGCUGCUCCUCCUCACACGUUAAGGCCUCCUUCCAUUUCCCCGCCACACAGUUUAGGACCCCCACCUCAGACACUGGGGCCUCCACCAAUGGUGCACACGUUGUUGCCCCCACCUGUAGAUCAUUCCCAAACAAUAGUGCCUCCAACCAUGGACCUCACACAACAACUGGGGCCUCCUCCUCCUCUCAAUCAUUCACAAACCCUGGUGCCCCCUCCUGUCGUGGCUCCAGGGGUGGGACGAUUCCCCCUCCCUCCUAGCCCCCUGUCCUCCCCUCCUGCGCUGGGCCCAGACCCUUCGCAGAUGCCCCCAAGACUUCCAGGACAGGCCCCCAUCCCAGCCCAAGUGUCCUGCCUCAUCCCUGGUGGUCCUCUCCCAGGACAGGCAGCCCCAGCCAGUGAGCAGCCCCAGGAUGAGGGCUCUCCAUUGGGUGUGGAGGAGCAGGAGGACUCCCUGGGUCUGGGGGACCUGUGUAAACCUCUGUACUGUAAACUCUGCAAUGUUACCCUCAACUCUGCACAGCAGGCACAGGCUCACUACCAGGGGAAGAAUCACGGUAAAAAGUUGAGAAAUUUCUACGCUGGCAGUCAGCAGCCUCCAGCCAUCAGGAUCCCAGAAGUUCUUGAGGGAGCCGGCCAGACGGGCUCAGCUCAGGAUCCAAUGACAGCACUCUAUAAGGGGGCAACCCGGGUCAUCUUGGCCACAGAGAAUGACUAUUGUAAGCUGUGUGAUGCCUCCUUCAGUUCACCAGCAGUUGCACAGGCCCACUACCAGGGCAAGAACCACGCCAAGAAACUACGGCUCGCUGAGGCCCAGCAGAACUCCAACAACAUGGACGGAAACAAUGAGGCGGCCCCGAGAAGAAGCAGGAAAGACUGCAGUGAGUACAGACUUGUGAAAAACCGCCGCAGCCCACAGCUUCCUGCCUCAAUGACAGGUAAGCUAAUACAUACAGAGAGAGUCGAGACAUUCACCAAGUGGAUGCUGGUUAUACAGAGGCCGUACUACAACCCUAGACCGAGGCAGCGCAUCCCGAGGGACCUGGCCAUGUGCGUCACUCCCAGCGGGCAGUUCUACUGCUCCAUGUGCAACUGCGGAGCCGAGCAGGAGACGGACUUCAGACAGCACCUGGAGAGCAAGCAGCACAAAGCGAAAGUGUCUGAGCUGAGAUACCGCCACGAGAUGGAAAACCUCGGCUACAGCUAGGAGACAGAAGAAGAGGAGGGAGGUAGGGGGAAUAAAAUUCAGAGAUAAGAGUGGGACAAGACAGGUGCAGACAUGCAAGACCAAAGGGCAAGGAAAGUGGAGGCAGCCUUUUUUUAAUUUUUAUUGAAGGGCAUAUCCAGUAAGAGGAUUAGCACUAUAUGG